Penicillium nucicola is the source of this 1104-nucleotide messenger RNA. RefSeq names its product putative integral membrane protein. Lineage: Eukaryota; Fungi; Ascomycota; Eurotiomycetes; Eurotiales; Aspergillaceae. The record is from RefSeq and is a predicted model, not a curated record. The coding region runs from base 1 to 1104 and encodes 367 amino acids. The transcript is spliced from 5 exons.
AUGGAAGCUCCAACCCUUGAUGCAAGCCGCAGCAAAGCCAUUCUGAUUGUGACUGCGAUCUUCUUGGCUAUUUCGCUCAUUAGUGUUGCGCUCCGCAUCUUUGUUCGCACGCGCAUUGUUCGUGCUUUUGGGUGGGAUGACAGUAUCAUGAUGGUGGCCAUGGGCCUCAACCUUGCCUUUGCCAUAUGUGGAAUACUAGGAAGCAAGUAUGGAAUUGGUAGGCAAUUGGCCUUUUUUGAACUUCAUCCGGACUACUUCCAUCGCGCAUUACUGUGCUGGUGGCUCGGCCAAAUCUUCUAUGUCUUGACCUGCGUCGCGGCCAAGAUCUCCAUCAUUAUCGCUCUCCUUCGAAUCACCGUCGAUCGCAUCCACGCCUACAUUCUUUACGCGGCCAUGCUCCUCGCCACUGCCGUCGGCCUCAUUUUCUUCUUCUUCACUAUGUUCCAAUGCUCGCCGGUCAACUUCUUUUGGAAUAUUCGACAGCCCGGGGCAGAGGGCACGUGCGUGAAUAAAAACACUCUCAUUUCCAUUGCGUACUUGUACAGUGUCGGCGCGGCGGUCACCGAUCUGACCAUUGGCCUCUUGCCCGUGGCGUUGAUCUGGAACUUGCGCAUGAAUCGCCGGACCAAGGUGGCCAUUGCGGGGAUUCUGGGCAUCGGUUGCAUUGCGAGUGCUGCGGUUAUUGUUCGCAUUCCGUUUGUUCAUCAUUACAAGGAUCUAGAGUUUUUGUACAACACUUACCAAAUCUCCAUCUGGUCGAAUGUCGAAGCAGGCCUCGGCAUUACUGCGGGUUGCCUCACUACCCUCAGACCUCUUGUCCGAUUUCUCCGCGACGGAUCCUCAAGCCACAGCCGAACAGCUCGGUCGUUUCCCCUUUCUAGUCAUGUCGCCGGGUUCCAUCGCACAUCACGCUCCCAUUCCAAAUUGACUUCGCAACACGAUGCCAACCAAUUGUGGACUGGAAGUGGCACGGAAGACCAUGGCGUGACUACGACUAUCAUGGGGACGGGGCGGGUUACAGCACCCAGUGGGAGCGAAGAAGAUUUGAAUCCGUCGCCGUGGAAGGUCGAGAGAUCGGUUCGCGUGUCUGUGCGGGAUUCAUGA